Molecule: messenger RNA, 2934 nt
Organism: Diplodia corticola
Lineage: Eukaryota; Fungi; Ascomycota; Dothideomycetes; Botryosphaeriales; Botryosphaeriaceae
Product: phosphatidylethanolamine n-methyltransferase
Exons: 2
Coding region: 1-2934 (977 amino acids)
Biological process (GO): phosphatidylcholine biosynthetic process
Molecular function (GO): phosphatidylethanolamine N-methyltransferase activity
Source: RefSeq, a predicted model, not a curated record
AUGCCAGGCUCCGAGACACCAGGGACCGAGUCGUCCACCUUGCGCGAGCGUCGUCCGCAGCCUGACGCCAAUGGCUCCCCUGCCCCUCCCGAGAACGACGCCGCCGCCGCCGCCAAGGUCAGGGAGCUCAACCAGGAAUCAAAAGAGAAAAAGACAUUCGGCAGGACGCCCGAUGGAACCAUCUUUACCGUGCCGCACACCGAGGACAUGGUCUCCCAGCUCCUUAGCCCCACCCAACCAAAGAACCUUUCCGACGCCAUCAUCCUUGCCGUCCUGGCCGCCCAUCUCCUCGCCCUCUGGCUGCUUCCGUCCGCCGUGCGCGUUCCCUUCUUCGCCGCUGUCUUCUUGCUCUGGCGCGCAGGCUACAACAUCGGUAUCGGCUGGCUCUUGAAGGAGCAGUCGGAGCAUCUCAGACUGAUCAACUGGGCUCGGAAGACGCACAUCUUCGAAGACCCCGCCGCCGGCAAGAAUCGCCACCCCCGCCUGUAUGCGCUGCUCAAGCGCGAGAUGGAGACCAAGAUCCCUGACGACUACAAGUUUGAGACCGCCCCAAUUGAGUACAAUACCUGGCUGGUGUUCCGCCGCGUGGUUGACUUGAUCUUGAUGUGCGAUUUUGUUUCAUACUGCUGCUUUGCUGUUGCAUGUGGCGGCCGCCCCGCCGGCGAAGGCAUCGCCAUGACUGUCGGCCGCUGGUUCGCUGGCUGGGCCCUCGUCCUCUUCAACCUCUGGGUCAAACUCGAUGCCCACCGCGUCGUCAAGGACUACGCCUGGUACUGGGGGGACUUCUUCUACCUCAUCGACCAAGAGCUCACUUUCGACGGCGUCUUCGAGAUGGCUCCCCAUCCCAUGUAUUCGGUCGGCUACGCGGGUUUCUAUGGCAUCUCGCUCAUGGCCGCCAGCUACAAAGUCCUGUUCAUCUCCAUCGUCGCCCACGCUCUGCAGUUUGCCUUCCUCACGCUUGUCGAAAACCCCCACAUCGAGAAGACCUACAACCCGCCUCCCCCGAAAAAGCGUACUCUCACUGGCGAAAGUGAUGUUCAUCCCAACGUCGAUGCUGGUCAUGUGAAUGGUGCUCCGCCCUUGGCUUCGUCUACUCAACCCUCGCCCGUACACAAUCUCAUGGGCUGGCAGACCCACGAUUUGCAUCGUGUCACUGAUGUCUCGGUCAUUUUGUUUCAGCUUUACAUUUUCAGUGUCACGUUGCUUUCGCCCCAAACUCCUUUCUACCAGGCACUGUUCGUCGCCCAUGCCGUGGCAUGGAGACUCUGGUUCUCCGCUGGAAUCGGUAUCAUUCUGAGCGAGCAAUCCAACAAGAAGCGGUGGACACGCCACUUCAUCAAGUAUGGAGAGAGCACUGAGGAGGCUUGGCGCCAAUGGAAAGGGCUGUACCAUAUCAGCUGCACCAUGUGCUACGCUAGCUUCAUUGCCGCAGCAUGGAAAAUGUAUGCCCUGCCUCCCGACUGGGAGUAUGGCUUGGCCCUGCUUAGGCACGUCGUGGGUGUCAUGCUUGUUGCGCUCCAGAUCUGGACCGCCGUCAGCAUAUACGACAGCUUAGGAGAGUUCGGAUGGUUCUUUGGUGACUUCUUCUUCGAUCACGCGCCAAAGCUCAACUACAGCGGCAUUUAUCGCUUCCUCAACCAGCCGGAGCGUUUCCUCGGUCUCGCCGGUGUUUGGGGUGCUGUUGUCAUCACCUGGAGCAAAUCGAUCUUCUUCCUUGCUCUUCUUAGCCACAUUCUCACGCUUUUGCACAUCCAACUUAUCGAACGCCCUCACAUGCAGAAGCUGUACGGCCAGAGCAUUCGCCAGGACUCUGGCAUCUCCAAGACGCUGAAGCGUUCCCUCCCUGCUCCAUUCCAACAAUGGCACGGUAACAUGGACCGCGUUCUUGGAGACACUGUCGAAUUUGUUGAAGACUUUCUCGAUGCUGCUCGUCCCAAACUUGCCGCCGGCGUCGAAACCAUCGUCAAGGACGCCACCAACCUCUUCAAGAACUACCCAGCACGCAUUAGCAUUACUCGUGUGACUCCUGAUCUCGCUGGCCUCGACCCGAAGGACUAUAGCUUAGCAGUCUCCGGUGAAUCUGCCUCUGAGUUGGCAGAACGCGAGCGCCGCACUGGUCGUGAAGGUGAGGACGCCCGUGGUCCAGCCCGCAAGUACAGCGAGUUCAAGACUCUGUCCUUCGAAUACGGUGCGCCUAUCAAGGUACGCUGGACUGCGCCUAUCAACCAUUCGAAGAAGGACUGGAUUGGUUUGUACAUGGUGUCGGACAACCUCUCUCGUGAAGUCACCCGCAUCGCUUCCCAGGGCCGCUGGGUGGCCACCAACCCAGGCUCUUACGACAGCGUCCGCGCCGACGCAGGUAUACUGGUCUCAGACCAGCUAGUCUCCGGUGCUGAGCGCAAGGACGGCGAGACGAAAGACUUUUACUCGGGCGAGGUGGAAUUCUCGGGCGACAAGCUAUGGUGGACCACUGGCGUGUUCGAGUUCCGCUACCACCACGACGGCAAGCACAACGUCAUGACCAUCUCCCCACCGUUCGAGCUCCGCAUCGGCCGCUUUGACGAGGACGACGUCGAGCUGCGCCCCUCGGUCCCCAAUCCCACGGCCACCAGCAUGGCAGACGGUUCCAAUGGCAACAUUGUCGAGAGCUCGCUCCGCCUGGCCGUCGAGCAGGCCCUUCUGCCUAUCGUCCGCAACUCUUUCGACCGCGAUCCCGAAAUUGCGCCGGAGACGGUGGAUGAGGGCUUCGGUGGUCUGGUCGAGAGGGACGGCAAGUUUGCGAAGAGAGUCGUCUUCGCGGUGCAUCAGAUGUUCGGUGUCGAGUUUGCUCCCGAGGUCGUGCAGGCGGAUGGGUGCGUGAGGAACUUGGCGUGGCGGAUUGUCAACGCCAAGAAGGUUUUGGUGAGUGGAGGAAUCUCUUUUCCUUCUGUGUGA